AGAGAAUAGCUACAGAUUCUCCAUCCUCAGUCUCUGCAAAGGGACGGCUGUGCCAGCCGUGCUCGGGCAGGCUCCUGGCAGCAUGGCAGAGAAGCUCGGGGCCCUCCUGCUGGUCCUUGUUCUCAGCCUGGCACAGCCAGCCCCGGCCCACCGGAAGCUCCUGGUGUUUCUGCUGGAUGGUUUUCGCUCUGACUACAUCAGUGAUGAGGCCCUGGAGUCCUUGCCUGGUUUCAGAGAGAUUGUGAGCAGGGGGGUAAAAGUGGAUUACUUGACCCCAGACUUUCCCAGUCUCUCUUACCCCAAUUACUACAGCCUAAUGACUGGUCGCCACUGUGAGGUCCAUCAGAUGAUCGGGAACUACAUGUGGGACCCCGCCACCAACAAGUCAUUUGACAUAGGGGUCAACAGAGACAGCCUGAUGCCUCUCUGGUGGAAUGGAUCGGAACCUCUGUGGAUCACUCUGACCAAGGCCAAAAGGAAGGUCUACAUGUACUACUGGCCAGGCUGUGAGGUUGAGAUUCUUGGUGUCAGACCUACUUACUGCCUAGAAUAUAAAAAUGUCCCAACGGAUAUCAAUUUUGUCAAUGCAGUCAGCGAUGCUCUUGACUUCUUCAAGAGUGGCCAGGCGGACCUGGUGGCCAUCUACUACGAGCGCAUCGAUGUGGAAGGCCACCACUAUGGGCCCUCGUCGCCGCAGAGGAAAGAAGCCCUGAGGGCUGUGGACACCGUCCUGAAGUACAUGACCAAGUGGAUCCAGGAGCGGGAGCUGCAGGACGACCUCAACGUCAUCAUCUUCUCAGAUCACGGGAUGACUGACAUCUUCUGGAUGGACAAAGUGAUUGAGCUGGAUAAGUACAUCAGCCUCCAUGACCUGCAGCAGGUGAAGGACCGAGGGCCAGUUGUGAGCCUGUGGCCGGCGCCCGGGAAGCAUUCUGAGAUAUAUGACAAAUUGAGAACAGUGGAGCACAUGACUGUCUACGAGAAGGAGGCCAUCCCGAGCAGGUUCUAUUACAAGAAAGGGAAAUUUGUCUCUCCUUUGACCCUAGUGGCCGAUGAAGGAUGGUUCAUAACUGAGAAUCGAGAGACGCUUCCAUUCUGGAUGAACAGCACUGGCAAGAGGGAAGGCUGGCAGCGCGGAUGGCAUGGAUACGACAACGAGCUCAGGGACAUGAGGGGCAUCUUCCUGGCCUUCGGACCCGAUUUCAAAUCCAACUUCAGAGCCGCUCCCAUCAGAUCCGUGGAUGUCUACAACGUCAUGUGCAACGUGGCAGGUGUCGCCCCCCUGCCUAACAACGGGUCCUGGUCCCGGGUGACGUGCAUGCUGAAGGACCCGGCCAGCUCGGCCCUGGCACCGCGGCCGGGCGCCUGCACAUUGGCCUUGGUCCUGCUGGCGCUGCUGUCCUGAACUCCUAGCGCAGUGUGUGCCGUGCCCCACGGGGGAGGCC
This is a messenger RNA of Eubalaena glacialis (North Atlantic right whale), 1445 nucleotides long. RefSeq names its product ectonucleotide pyrophosphatase/phosphodiesterase 6 (gene ENPP6). Lineage: Eukaryota; Metazoa; Chordata; Mammalia; Artiodactyla; Balaenidae. The coding region runs from base 83 to 1405 and encodes 440 amino acids. The transcript is spliced from 8 exons. The record is from RefSeq and is a predicted model, not a curated record.